AGAAAUUAUUAGUGUUUAAUAGUAAUACUCUUUAUUAAAACAAAUAAAUGAUGUAAGAUUAAAACAAGUAUAUAAAAAAAAACAAUCGUGUGUGCAAGAAGGUGUGCCGAAAUAUCUCUUUAAGGAUGUAUUAAGCCUACCUAUACUUUUAAUUUGUUAAAAAAAAAAAAAAAAAAACUUCGGUGUAAAAAUUCUUAUUAUUGAUUUUUAGAUUUGCCAUUUUCUAAUUAGAAGUCAAUUAGCUUAAUCAUAUUUUAUUGACAUUGACAAGGAAAGACUCAUCAUUUAUAGUACUUAUCUAAACAAAUACUAAGACAAAUAUAAUUAAAGACCAAAAAGUUCAGAUCAAAUCACAAGUAUAUUAAAUAGUCUUUUUUUCUUAUAUUAAUGCAAGGUUUGUUGUUUGAAUAGAAUGAACAGAGUCUGGUUCUAAUCAUUCUUCUAUAGCUCAAAGCUUAUAGAACAGAAAUGUCUAUGAUUUGGGUUUUUAGCUUGAUUGUUCUUACUUCAAUCAGCCAUGGAAUUGAAGCUUCAAAUCUUAGACAUAAAAAUCAUGAGUGGCUCGUUAAAAGGAACCAACCUUAUAGAACUGGCUAUCAUUUUCAACCCCCAAAGAAUUGGAUGAACGAUCCUAAUGGACCAAUGUACUUUAAUGGAGUAUACCAUCUAUUCUAUCAGUACAAUCCCUACAGUCCACUAUGGGGAAACAUAACAUGGGGACAUUCAAUUUCAUACAAUCUCAUCGAUUGGAUUCACCUCGACAUAGCCUUGACUCCCACUGAUCCAAACUCGGACAUCAAUGGUUGCUGGUCCGGUUCAAUCACCUUCCUACAAGGCAACAAGCCAGCAAUUUUAUACACCGGAAAAGACUUUCAAAACCAUGAAGUUCAAAACUUGGCUUUGCCCGAAAACCUCUCGGACCCUUUUCUAAGGGAAUGGACAAAAUCUCCUCUCAACCCUUUGAUGACUCCAAUCAAUGGGAUUGAACCAUUGUUGUUUAGAGACCCCACAACAGCUUGGAGAGGUCUUGACAACAUUUGGAGAGUCAUAAUUGGAGCUGAGAUUGAUGGAAAUGGCUUAGCUAUUAUGUAUAAAAGUAGUGACUUUAUGCAUUGGACAAGGUCAAAAACACCACUUCACUCUUCUAAUAAGACUAUUAUGUGGGAAUGUCCUGAUUUUUUCCCUGUGGGAAUCAAAGGCUCAGAUGGUGAUAAUUCUUACUCGAAUGAAGAUCAGUAUGAGAAGAAACAUGCUCUUAAAGUUAGCUUUCAUAGUCAUGAUUACUAUGUAUUAGGACAGUAUUCUAUUGAAACAGAUGAGUUUAAGGUUGAGACUGAUUUUAUGGAUGAAGGUUUCGAUUUGAGAUUGGAUUAUGGAAAGUUUUAUGCUUCGAAAUCAUUUUAUGAUUCUGAAAAGAAGAGGAGAGUAGUUUGGGGUUGGGUGAAUGAGUCUGAUAGUGAUGCUGAUGCUUUCAUUAAAGGCUGGUCUGGUCUUCAGUCAUUUCCUAGAACAAUUGUUCUUAGUGAAUCUGGGAAGCAAUUAUUACAAUGGCCGAUAGAAGAGAUGGAAAAAUUAAGAAGUGACGAGAAAGUUAGUCUUGAAAACAAAAUGCUUCGUGGUGACUCAAUCAUCGAAAUUUUUGGUAUCACAGCUUCACAGGCGGAUGUGGAAGUUUCAUUUGAAGUAUCUGAGUUAGAAGAAGCCGAGUUAAUGGACUCGAGUUGGGUUGAUCCUCAACUACUUUGUGAUGGGAAAAAUUUAAGUGUAAGAGGCAAAGUUGGAGCUUUUGGUUUAUUGGUUUUAGCCUCAGAUAACUUGACAGAACAAACUGCAAUCUUCUUUCGCAUAUUCAAAACCGAUAAGAGUGAGAAGAAGAAGUAUGUUGUUCUAAUGUGUAGCGAUCAAAGCAAGUCUUCAUUAAGAAAUGAUCUUGACAAAACAACCUAUGGAGCAUUCGUAGACUUGGAUCCUCUUCACGAGAAAAUAACAUUAAGAACUUUGAUUGAUCAUUCAAUUGUGGAAAGUUUUGGUGGAGAAGGAAGAAGUGUUAUCACAACUAGGGUUUAUCCAUUAUUAGCAAUUAACAAAGGAGCUCAUUUAUAUGUAUUCAACAAUGGAACAAAGAGUGUUAAAAUCUCAAAGCUUAAUGCUUGGAGUAUGAACAAUGCUAAAUUUGUGUCAUGGAAAGGAGAAGAAAAUCAGUAAUUGGUUAUCUUUAGAUGAUUUAAACAUUGUUAAUUCAUACAAAAAAUUCAAAUUAAACUUCUAAAUGAGAUUAAUUCUUUAAAUUUAUUA
Molecule: messenger RNA, 2295 nt
Organism: Cannabis sativa
Lineage: Eukaryota; Viridiplantae; Streptophyta; Magnoliopsida; Rosales; Cannabaceae
Product: beta-fructofuranosidase, insoluble isoenzyme CWINV3
Exons: 6
Coding region: 469-2205 (578 amino acids)
Biological process (GO): carbohydrate metabolic process
Molecular function (GO): hydrolase activity, hydrolyzing O-glycosyl compounds
Source: RefSeq, a predicted model, not a curated record